Tilletiopsis washingtonensis is the source of this 1111-nucleotide messenger RNA. RefSeq lists its product as hypothetical. Gene Ontology annotation, cellular component: cytoplasm. Gene Ontology annotation, molecular function: eukaryotic initiation factor 4E binding. The transcript is spliced from 2 exons. Lineage: Eukaryota; Fungi; Basidiomycota; Exobasidiomycetes; Entylomatales. Gene Ontology annotation, biological process: negative regulation of translational initiation. The record is from RefSeq and is a predicted model, not a curated record. Bases 159 to 800 code for a protein of 213 amino acids.
CGCCUCCGCCUCCAAAGGCCGCUCUGGACCCACACCACGCGGGCAAUCUCUCGCACCACACAGCCUCAUCUCGAGCCGGCCACGUCACCUCGGGGAUCAGCGUCGUCCGUGCCCCACUUCCCUCCUCUCCACCACCACCCGCAACGCCCGAGCCAGCCAUGUCCUCCUCGCCAUUGCCCAUCCGUCCGCGCGCCGCCACGCAGCAGGAGCUGCUAGCCGCGCACAACCGCCGCCACGACGGCCUCGCGGCGACGCCGGGAGGCGCACAUCUUUACGGCACCACGCCCGGCGGCACGCGCAUCGUCUACUCGCGCGAGCAGCUCCUCGCCCUCGCCUCUUCUCCGCUCUCCGCCACGCCUCCACGCGGACUGGGCGCCUCUGGCAUCCCGUCUGAGAUCUCCCGCUCGCCUGGCUCGGGAGAUGCAGCAGCGUUCUCCUCCUCCUUCGGCGCAGCCGGCACCUCUCUGGGCCGCUCGCCUGAGAAGAGCAGUCUGCGCAACACUGCCGCUCUCAACCGCGCCAUGAACAUCGGCGCUGGCAGCAGCGCCGCUGGCUCUUCGCCGCCCGCUUCGCGCUCGCCUCUGGGCGCAACGCCGCGCUCGCCGGGCUCCGCAUUCAACUUCAGCGGGCCUGUCAGUCCGAGCUCGCGCCGCUACCCAUCUGCCGGCGGCUCGACGGCGCCAAGCGGCAUCUCCGCGCAGCGACCUACGGGCCCGACAUCGCCGACGGCUGCAAAGCCCAACAGCAGCAGCCCGCCGCGAGCACAGGCAGGCGGCGAGCAGUUCGCCAUGGACAUCUGAUGCUGUCGCCGCCAACACGCUCUCUGCAGCUCUGCCUUGCAGGUGCCUUCGCUUCGACGUGCGAGCUCUCAAUCUCGCUUUCCCUCCCGUCUCGUCUCUCCGCAUACAAUCUCUUCCUCCUCGGUCACGUCGCUGUCGCCCGCCGCUCUUCAACCCAAUGCCGUCGCGUAAUCUCCAUCUGUCCGCCCAGUCCACCUGAAUGCCGCCCGAACACCAUGUAACCCUCACCCGCCCUACCUCUCUCUACUCUCUCGUGCACCUGUGUACUACACGAGCAACCACUGCCAAUCAUCAUCUCUGCGUCAUCCGAG